ACAAGAGGAGAUAUAUAAAUACCUGCCUGCCCCACCAUUAAUGAUGCUAACAUUGAUCACUAGAUUCAGGUUGAUCAUUUUGGAUUUAAUAAUGUGAAAACUUUUAAACAGCGGUACCUAAUAGCUGAUAAAUACUGGAAGGAAAAUGGUGGAUCAAUACUUUUCUACACUGGUAAUGAAGGGGACAUUACCUGGUUUUGCAAUAAUACGGGGUUUAUGUGGGAUGUGGCUGAGGAACUGAGCGCUAUGUUGGUGUUUGCUGAACAUCGAUACUAUGGAGAAUCCCUACCAUUUGGUGCCAGCUCAUUCAAGGAUUCCAGGCGCUUGAAUUUUCUGACAUCAGAACAAGCUCUGGCUGAUUUUGCAGAGUUAAUCAAACACUUGAAAAGAACAAUCCCAGGAGCUGAAAAUCAACCUGUCAUUGCCAUAGGGGGCUCUUAUGGUGGCAUGCUUGCAGCCUGGUUUAGGAUGAAAUAUCCUCAUAUGGUAGUUGGAGCUCUUGCAGCUUCUGCCCCUAUAUGGCAAUUUGAGGAUUUGGUACCUUGUAGUGUAUUUAUGAAGAUUGUAACUACAGAUUUUAGGAAAAGUGGUCCAAAUUGUUCAGAGAGCAUCCGCAAGUCCUGGGAUGCCAUUAAUCGUCUCUCAAAUACUGGUGGUGGUUUGCAGUGGCUUACCGAAGCCCUUCAUUUAUGCAAUCCAUUAACUUCUCAGGACAUUCGAAAAUUGAAAGACUGGAUCUCUGAAACCUGGGUGAAUCUGGCAAUGGUGGACUACCCUUAUGCAUCUAACUUUUUACAGCCUUUGCCUGCUUGGCCUAUCCAG
Galeopterus variegatus (Sunda flying lemur) is the source of this 822-nucleotide messenger RNA. RefSeq names its product lysosomal Pro-X carboxypeptidase-like. NCBI's taxonomy places the organism in Eukaryota, Metazoa, Chordata, Mammalia, Dermoptera, Cynocephalidae. Gene Ontology annotation, biological process: negative regulation of systemic arterial blood pressure; angiogenesis involved in wound healing; regulation of blood vessel endothelial cell migration. The transcript is spliced from 6 exons. The record is from RefSeq and is a predicted model, not a curated record. The annotation marks the transcript as partial. Gene Ontology annotation, molecular function: dipeptidyl-peptidase activity; serine-type exopeptidase activity.